Messenger RNA from Spodoptera frugiperda (fall armyworm), 1567 nucleotides. It is a transcript of the gene Or-30, whose product is annotated as odorant receptor 2a-like. Gene Ontology annotation, cellular component: plasma membrane. The record is from RefSeq and is a predicted model, not a curated record. The transcript has 5 exons. Gene Ontology annotation, biological process: sensory perception of smell; detection of chemical stimulus involved in sensory perception of smell. Bases 296 to 1483 code for a protein of 395 amino acids. Gene Ontology annotation, molecular function: odorant binding; olfactory receptor activity. NCBI's taxonomy places the organism in Eukaryota, Metazoa, Arthropoda, Insecta, Lepidoptera, Noctuidae.
AUAAUUACUCAGGUUUUAUAAAGUACUUAUAGCUAAGCGCUUUUGGCCUUUAGCCAAAGGAACCAACAACAAAAUAGUCCGCAUAAAAAUACAGCGUUGAAACGACAAAGCAAAACCGCAGAACGAAAGUAAAUUUAUAUCAUCCAUUGUUAGAACCGUUGACGUGUUAUUACUCUGUCAAUGGCAUACGCUUUUUACAAAGAAAUCACUUCAAUUCUAACAAUUCAUUUAAAACUUUCAUUUAACAAAGCGAUACAAGCAACAACAGUACUUAGUUCUUGAAUAAAUUUGCAAAAUGGACGCAACAGAUUUAAAUUUUGAAGAAAUGUUCAAAAUUGCCACCGUUUCCAUGAGAUUGAACCGAUCACAUCCAUCCAUUGCUCGCGACAGACGCUGGAAGAUCCAAUUCUCCGUUAUAAUGAUGAUAACAUUCUCUUGUUUUCUCUUCCUUUCCUAUUCAAUAUUCUGUCAUGACAUCAAAUUCGGAAAAUUCGCCGAAGCGAGCAAGAAUGGGACGAUGGUCAUAGUGUCUUUGACGAUUACUUUGAAGUAUAUCGUACUCCUGCAUCACCAAGAAUCUAUAAAAGAGCUAAUUAACAUCAUGGAGAGAGACUAUGCAGCUGCUCAGGACUUCUGUAAUGAGGACAAGGAGAUAGUGGUUCAGUAUGCUAAAAGAGGUGUAACUGUAUGCAAAUUUUGGCUCGUGUUCGGUUUCGGUACUAGCGCUAUCUUCCCGAUAAAAGCUUUUGUACUAAUGGGGUAUUAUUACUGGAAAGGGGAGUUUGUUCUUGUUCCUCUCUUUGACCUGACCUACCCCCAACCAAUAGAAGACUAUAAGGAUGUUACGAUAUUUUUCUGGCUUUUAUUUAUUUUUACUUUUUCUUUUGACGUGUACGCUUCGUCAAUGUAUGUAGGGUUUGAUCCUAUGGUGCCGAUAUUCAUGUUGCAUACAUGUGGUCAACUGGAUCUGCUUAGUCGACACAUUAGUACAUUGUUUGUUAGUGCGAAUAAGGAAGAAAUAGAAGACGGAUUAAAGAAGAUCAUUUCAAAACAACAGGAUCUUUGCAAGUUAGUGGACCGCGUGAAGAAAAACUUUUCCAUUUUAUAUGAAUAUAACAUGAAAGCGACUACAUUUUUAUUACCACUAACAACGUUUCAGAUAGUUGAAGAUUUGCGAGAUAAACGGAUAAACGUCGAGUUUAUUUCAUUCUUUGUUGGCUGCAUAUUGCAUUUCUUCAUGCCCUGUUACUACAGCGAUCUUUUAAUGGAAAAGAGUGAAAAAUUUCGUCAAGCAAUAUACUCGUGCGGUUGGGAGAAACAGCCAGACAGACGUAUACGACAGAUUGUAUUGUUCAUGAUAACAAGGGCCAGGAUCCCUUUGGGCAUCACCACAGUGUUUUACGAGAUUAAUCUAGAUACAUUCGCUGAGAUGUGCCGUCAAUCCUACGGGAUCCUGAACUUGAUGAAUGCAGCUUGGGAAUAAAAAUAGUAUAAUUAUAUAAAUAUUCAUAGCAUAUAAGAUAUUACUAGAUUAUUUAACAUAUUAAUUUAAACACCACAAAAUAUA